GCUAGGUUGAUCUUCACACGAAUCGACUCAGAGAAGCUGCCGAUAGACUCGCCGACAUGGGUUCCAGAAAAGGUCUUUCCAGGCCUCCACCCGACGCCAGCAUGGAGCUCAAACCACGCAAUAAACUACGUCGUCAGAUGAUCCAUAUCAAGAGAAAGCGCGCCAAGGAUUCCGCUCGCCGCACCGAACGGUAUGCAUUUAAGAAGGAAGAGGCUAAGAACCCCCGCUUGAGGGAAGAACGGUUGAAGCGCAACAUUCCGCUUACCAUUGAUCGGAAGCGGGUGUGGGACGAGGCUGACAGUGACGUUGAGGAUGGGUUGGGACUGAGCGUUGAUGUGGAGCGCAUCAAGAGGCGCAAGCAAGAAGAAGAGGAUGAGUUGAACCGACCUUUGGAAGAUGCGGAGCAGUCGGAGGACGAGGACGGCGAAGAGGAGGAGGAGGAGGAUGACGUCGACAGUAUGCUGGCCAGCAGUGAUGAGGAGGACAACGGAGAGGACGAUGAAGAAGAUGAGAAGGAGGACGACUCUCGAGGACGGCGCAAAUCGGCUCUUCCUUCGGCUACCGAGCGUGCGACCAGCCCGUCGCAAUCGACCAAGAGCACCAACCUCAGUCUUGUUCCCGAUGCGCUGGCCGCCAAAUUCCCCUCGUUGUUCAACCUCGAAAACGCCUCUCCCAAGAUCCUCAUCACCACCUCUCUUAAUUCGACCCUUCACCACGAGGCUGAGUUGCUCACCGAUCUCUUCCCAAACUCGCACUACGUCCGCCGCACUCGUCACCGAUUCGCUCACCAGUUCUCCAUCCGCGAGAUUGCCAAAUUCGCCUCCAAUCGAAACUACACCGCAUUAGUCAUCCUGCGUGAAGACCAGAAAAAGCCUACCGGCCUGGACAUUGUUCACCUCCCGACUGGCCCCAUGUUUCACUUCUCCAUGACCAACUGGGUUGAGGGCAAACGCAUUCCUGGACACGGCAGAGCCACCGAGCAUUGGCCCGAGCUCAUUCUCAACAACUUCCGCACUCCCCUGGGUCUCUUGACAGCCCAUCUGUUCCGUACUCUGUUCCCCGCCCAGCCGGAAAUACAAGGCCGGCAAGUCGUCACCGUUCUCAAUAGUCGCGAUUAUCUUUUCUUUCGCCGUCACCGCUAUGUCUUCCGGGAUAAGCGAGAGACCGAAAAAGCUGUGGUUGGCGCGGAUGGUAAAGAGAUGAAGGGUGCCGAGGGCAUCCGGGCUGGUAUGCAGGAGCUGGGACCCCGCUUCACACUCAAGCUGCGCCGUAUCGAUAAGGGUAUCCAACGGGCUAGCGGUCAAGAGUGGGAAUGGAAGGGUGGCAUGGAGAAAACCCGCACCAAGUUCCAGUUGUGAUGCAUUUGCUUUCAUUGCUUAUCUUGAAGAUAUCCAGCCUUGUUUGAUUGCAUUGGGGGUCGGAUGGGCGUUCUCUUGGUUGCCUCAAAAGCAUCGGUUUUGGCUUGGUUUUGUGUUCGUUCUUUGUAAAGAUAUCACUCUACAUCUAUCUCAUCGUGCAUAGAAGAAUUAUUGCUGUGGGAAAGCGGGCCAGCC
Messenger RNA from Aspergillus homomorphus CBS 101889, 1553 nucleotides. Its product is annotated as rRNA-binding ribosome biosynthesis protein RPF1. Gene Ontology annotation, cellular component: nucleolus; preribosome, large subunit precursor. The coding region runs from base 57 to 1358 and encodes 433 amino acids. Gene Ontology annotation, biological process: maturation of LSU-rRNA; maturation of 5.8S rRNA. The record is from RefSeq and is a predicted model, not a curated record. Gene Ontology annotation, molecular function: rRNA primary transcript binding. NCBI's taxonomy places the organism in Eukaryota, Fungi, Ascomycota, Eurotiomycetes, Eurotiales, Aspergillaceae. The transcript has a single exon.